This is a messenger RNA of Monodelphis domestica (gray short-tailed opossum), 683 nucleotides long. RefSeq names its product small integral membrane protein 32 (gene SMIM32). Lineage: Eukaryota; Metazoa; Chordata; Mammalia; Didelphimorphia; Didelphidae. The record is from RefSeq and is a predicted model, not a curated record.
UUGGAUCCAUAGAAAGGCUGGCUUACAGUAGGUUAGGAGGGAGGUCUUGGGGGUGUCCUAAGGGAGCAGGUACGAUCCUAGCUUGGCUGCCAGGGGCUCUGUCCUGUCCCACCCUGCCCUGUGCUGUUCCCCACAUCGCGAGCGUCUACGCGGGAACAUGUAUGGUGAACUCUUCAAUUCCACCAGUGCCGCCGAAGUCCCGCUUCCAGUGCACACCAGCACGCUGUAUGGGAGCGGGACCCCGAAGCCUGUGAGUUCCUCUGCGCUCUACGUUUCCACAGCCCGGGAAAUCAAGGAGGGGGAGAUAAGCAAGCCAGACCUGCUGACUUACCUCGCAUUGUUCUUCUUCCUCCUGCUGUCAGUGUCUAUCAUCGUGCUCUUCAUUAACUGUCAGCUGAAAAACUCCUUCUUUGCCACUUUACCUUACGAUCGUUCUCUGAGGGAGACUAGAACUCCGUGGAAAACACAGGCUGUCUAACGUAACAGGCUGAAGACAGCUGGCUGCUCCUUUGACUUGCAAAUUCUUUGUGCUUACCGGAGCCUACUCUGGGAGGAGGUCAUAAAAGGCCCCCUUUUCUGUGACCUCGCUGUGGAUGCAAGGGAGGAGGCCUGUUUUAGAGUGGUCCCAGUGGACAUAAAUUCAUGUUCCCAAACUUCCCCAAGAACCGCUCUUUAAUGAUAAU